AUAACCUUCCAAUAAUUGAGUUUUAUAUAUAAGAUAAUAUAUGUAUUUCAUUUUUUAAUGGCUAUGUGCUUACCUUACCUUAACAUAAUCGAUUUAUUAAGAGAAAGCAUAUGACCAGAUCAUUUUUUCUAUUAAGUAUUUAGGCCAAUUAAAGCAACACCAAAUACCACCUCCAACUUCUUCAUUCUCCAUUCUAUAUCUUCUCUUCUUUUUCUUAUUCUAGUACCAACAGAGUUCAUCAAUGGCUUUAACAUGUCAAUUUUCACCUCAUAUAUUAUUAGCCAAAAAGUCCACUGGCUUAGUCAUAAAGCCUUUUGGUAAUGUUUUGAGGCUAAAACAGAGACACAUUCCAGUCAAGAAAACAACAGCACCAAGCCUCAAGAUCAGAUCUUCUUAUAAAGAGAAGGUUUUUGAAGAUCGGUCUAAUGGAAUAAUCUGCUACACAGAUGAAAGUGGGGAAAUAAUUUGCGAAGGUUAUGAUGAGGGUCCUCGUUUUCAUGAACAGAGUCCAAGAAAAUCUUCUCAUUCAAGAGACGUGGAGAUCUUGGAUAUUAUUCAAGAAAGAUGGCUUAAUUUUGUUAGAGGCACUGAAUUGAACCCUACUGAUCAUAAAGGUGUAGCUUUUCAAGGAGACAUCAACUGCAAUGGCUUUAACAACUCACUUCGUUGAUCAUAGAAAUGUUUUAUAUAACUGCGUUUUAAAUUAAUCAGAGUAUGUACCAAAGUGUUAUAAAGGAAUUUACCUUUUUCAUUUACAGAAUGUGAAUACUGAAUAGCAUGUAUAACAAAAACUAUCUUUACCUUUGAAUUUCUUUAGUUCUACAUUACAAUCA
This is a messenger RNA of Cannabis sativa, 833 nucleotides long. RefSeq lists its product as uncharacterized. The transcript has 3 exons. The record is from RefSeq and is a predicted model, not a curated record. Bases 242 to 670 code for a protein of 142 amino acids. NCBI's taxonomy places the organism in Eukaryota, Viridiplantae, Streptophyta, Magnoliopsida, Rosales, Cannabaceae.